Lactuca saligna is the source of this 1047-nucleotide messenger RNA. The record is from the annotation of a GenBank genome assembly. NCBI's taxonomy places the organism in Eukaryota, Viridiplantae, Streptophyta, Magnoliopsida, Asterales, Asteraceae.
AUGGCCGGCAGUAAUUUCUCAGAUUACAACGAACUUAGAUUACGUAUCCCAGUAUCUUCAUCUUUCUUGCUAAAGAAGGAACUAAAACUCUAUAACACCAUGGCCAAGAACGCUUCAUUGUUUGUGAAGAUGGCAGCAGUACUCUCACUUUUCCUGAUGCUCAUUGUAUUGUCAGAAAGCAGAGUCACCCUAAUCGAUGGUGUCCAGAAGGCAAAAUCAGCCCUUGUGUGCAGCCAAGUUGUCGGUGUUGAAGCUGGCGAUGAUUGCACCAUCAUUAGCAAAGAGUUUGGGAUGAGUUUGGCAUCGUUUUUGGCAAUUAAUCCCAACAUCAAUUGUGAAUCGGUCUUUGUGGGUCAAUGGUCUCUUAUCAACUUUGUUCACUCUCCCAAUGCUUCUGCUAGGCAAAUUUGGCUCAACAUCAAAGCACUCUUCUAUGAAAACAUCCAUGCCACGACCCUCCAACUCGAAAGCGAACUCAUAAAUAUCUCAAUGGGGGAUUUAUCGGUUCAUGAUUAUUGCAUCAAAGUCAAAAAGAUUGUUGAUCUAUUAGAAAGACUCGGCAAACAGGUGAAGGAAAACCAUGUUGUCAUUCACGCUAUAAAUGGUUUGUCUGGUAAAUUCGAUACACACCAAACCUUUCCUCACUUUUUCAUAAAUGUGAUCAUCACACACGUACUCCGUCUCUGUGUCAUGUUGGAAACUAGUCAUCAAACCACAAUAGUGGUAGCUCCAACAGCUAUCGUAAGAAUGAAAGACGGGACCACAACACCAAUUACAAUAACCAUCGUCGUCAACCACAGUCGCACCACCUCCAAGAAAUCGCUAUGGGUGGGUAUAUUUUCCACCACCGACACAUGCUUCAAAUCCCUCUUGAACAUCUCAUCCGUCGAAUCAUCCAACAAUAUGGGUCAUGCACAUAACAACAAUAAUUUCAGGUUAGUUAUUCCUAAGGACAACCUAAUUCAGCUUCAAAUGGAAUCCUUGGAAUUCAACCAAUACAAGCCUACCAAGCAGUCCACAAGCUUUUGUGCAACCCAACAGUCCUGA